Chelmon rostratus (copperband butterflyfish) is the source of this 5862-nucleotide messenger RNA. It is a transcript of the gene mafgb, whose product is annotated as v-maf avian musculoaponeurotic fibrosarcoma oncogene homolog Gb. Gene Ontology annotation, biological process: regulation of transcription by RNA polymerase II; regulation of epidermal cell differentiation. Gene Ontology annotation, molecular function: RNA polymerase II cis-regulatory region sequence-specific DNA binding; DNA-binding transcription factor activity, RNA polymerase II-specific. The coding region runs from base 197 to 718 and encodes 173 amino acids. The transcript has 3 exons. NCBI's taxonomy places the organism in Eukaryota, Metazoa, Chordata, Actinopteri, Chaetodontiformes, Chaetodontidae. Gene Ontology annotation, cellular component: nucleus. The record is from RefSeq and is a predicted model, not a curated record.
UAAAACAAGCGAGGAAGGAGUGGAUAUAUCUAGAGAGCCGUGAGAAGGCGUGAGAGGAAAAAAAAAACAUUUCUCCAACUGUCUCUCUCCACACCGGGCCGACCGACCAUCGGCGAACCCCAACCUUAGAAGGUGCGGUGGGCGAACGGCGCCGGUUUGACUUCUGGUCUGUUCAGAAGAGCAAGGCUCUUGUGGCAUGACGACGACAAACAAAGGAAAUAAAGCCUUGAAGGUGAAGCGCGAGCCGGGGGAGAAUGGCACCAGCCUCACAGACGAGGAGCUGGUGACCAUGUCAGUGCGGGAGCUGAACCAGCACCUCCGAGGGCUCUCUAAAGAGGAGAUCCUGCAGCUGAAGCAACGGCGGCGUACCUUGAAGAACCGGGGCUACGCCGCCAGCUGCCGGGUGAAGCGAGUUACCCAGAAGGAGGAGCUGGAGAAGCAGAAGGCCCAGCUGCAGCAGGAGGUGGACAAACUGGCCAAUGAGAAUGCUUCGAUGCGCGUUGAGCUGGAUGCUCUGAGGUCUAAGUACGAGGCGUUACAGACGUUCGCCAGGACCGUGGCACGGAGCCCCAAUGUCGGGGUUGGGGUUCGGGGUGGAGGGGGAGGAGGAGGGGGAGGGGUGCCAUCGUCAGUCAUUGGUCCACUCAUACCGGGGAAGGUGGCAACAGCGACGAGCGUGAUCACAAUAGUGAAGUCAAAAACAGAUGCACGGUCUUGAGGGAGGGAAAGAUAGUUGAGGGUGGAGUUCAGCUGCAGCAGAGUAAUUCCCCUUCUCUGCCGGCCACCUCUCCUCCACCUGCACUGACUUCAAACAGCUGGGCAGUCUUGAUCGCAUCGCCUCAGCGUGUUCCCGUCACCUGUCUCUCAGACCAGUGCAGGUGUAGGAAAGCAUGGAAGCAGAGGAACCACUGAGACCAUAAAAAAGGUAGCCCUUGGUCAGCGCAUGAACAUUUAGCACAGGAGAGAUUCACAGGGUUCCUACGGUCACAAACAAUUUGAGAUUAGUUUUAUCCCAGGCCAUGGAGAAAAAAAAUCCCCAUAACAGAAAUGCCCAAAACACUCUGGAAAAAUCAUGCAAUAUCUUUCAGUUGCCAUUUACAUCAGUGAGGUGUUCAGUGUGGAGUUUUGCUGCUGGUAGAUCUCUAGAUAUCUGUGAGUGCAUAAUAGUCCCGUCACACAUUUCCACACUAGAUUUAAAGUGGUAUCUUGCCUGAACCAAGAUGUAUUAGAAUCAGAAAGAUGGUAUUACUGUAUUAGUACGGUAAAGUCAUUGGAUUACAUUGACACAGACAGUGUUGGGUCCCUGAGUUCCAAAAAGAAUACACAAGAUUUCUUGUGAGCUGCACAGAAGUCCCAUCUCGCUCCACCCAGCCAAGAACUUUUUCAGAAAAGUACUAUAGAAAAUAUAUAUUACACAAUGGUGGUAACUGUAUUUCUACUGUUUUGUACUGUGUUGUCAUUCACAUGAGGUCCAAAGUGUAUUCUCUGUGUGUCGAUUGUUAUAUAUCAGGAAUUCUGUGAAAUUCUGUGGCGCGUGUUUGUUUUGGUAUUGCUAUAUUUAGUUAGCUGUACUUUUUCUACGGUCUCUUCACUUUCUAUGUCCAGCUCUCUCUCUCUACCUGUUCUUUCUGUGUCCUUCCAUUUUUCAAUUCCAACUGGUUUCCAGUUAUCACAGGUAGUACUUCCUGGAUCCGAUAGAAAGAGGGGCAGCAAUUGAUAAUUCCCAACAAAAUACAAAACAAAACAAAAAAACAAACACACCAGGCCAUAGAGGAAAGAAGGUAAAGAUACCGAAAGCCGCUGACCUUAUCUCAGUUUGUAAGAUUUUUCAGGGAAAUGGUAGUAUGAACGGCAGAGCUGACGAGAUAAAGUCAUCUGUUUGAAUUCCUCUCAAAAUACAUUGACGAUAAUUGGAAGGGCAAGUGCCUUGGUCUCCUACUGAUAUGCAUCACGAAGAAGUCAAGAGGACGUGAAGAACUGUGGAGAUUCAUUGCGGGUGUUUGCUUAUACCUGUGCUCAAUGGGAUACACUGACCAAUCAGGAAUCAGGUUGUGGCAGCAUUUAACCCUCGCUGUGCAUUGUUAUAUGAGCUGUGUAGUGCCCAUCAGGAUUAAUAAUACUAAUAACACCCAUUUAUGUGACUUGCCGGUUCUUUUACUUAAAGGAAAAAAACAAACAAAAGGAGUCUGCAGAACAGGAGCCUGUAUUCAUCCCAGUUUUCUUUGCACAGAAUAUGCUUUUUGGAAAGGUAAUGUCCACAUAUCUGUCUUAUGUUAACUCCUUGGUUCACAUGUUUUAGAAUUUGAUUGGUUACUGACUCAGAAAUCUAGGUUAUUACACCUACAGCAAAAUGUCUCCAAAUCAAAGUGGUUUAUUUGCCCUUCCUCUUGCUUCCAACCACAAAGCUCACUGUGCGAGUGCAGACGUGAUUACUGACAGCGCAGUCAGCUCGCAGCGAUAUGUCUCUGAACCUCCAGUCACACAAAUGGGAUGUCAUUUCACAUGAGUUUUACCAUAAAAGUAGUCUUAUGUGGUGUUCUAUACUCAAAGAAUAUUUGUCUAUGUAUGGUAGAGUCUGGAAUUUUAUAAAGACAAUUAUCUUUGCAUUGUUUGUAACGACAUGUAAAAAAAAAAAAAAAAAAAGGAAAAAAAGGUAUAACAAAGUCUGUUUGAUAUACAGUAUCUCUCUAUUUUGCAAUUGUACCAAAAGUGGCUUAACUACUGAAUAGCUUUGUUUUUCUCUAGUGACUAGGCACGUGUGUGUAACCGUGAACUAGCGUGUGGUGUGUGCUGUGUAGGUAUGUGACGAGGUAACUAUAACGUUCACUAUUUCAUGGAUAUGACUUUGAUCAUUGUUUAAUUUCAGGCCGAAGCGGGUGAUGACACUGUGGGUAACUGCACUCUUCCUCUAAUCAUCAAAUCUUUGUCCUCCCGGCCCCGUCACUCAGCUCCAGCACUGCAGACAGUCUUAUUUGCACUCAUGAUUUGUACGUUGUACUUUCUUUGGCAGACCCAUUUUCCGUAUUUCUGAACAGGCCUCUGUGGCUUUGUUUUGGUCCGCGCAAGCGCUCAAAGCUCAUCAUUGCAGAUAACAUGCCAGAUGAGACGAGGUGUUACGGUUAAACCUCACAAGCUUCAUGAUAUUGGGCGUUCAGGUCAUCAGGCGAGGUAACGGAGAUGUGAAAGCUACAAAGGGCCUCCAUGGCUGCACCACCCCUAUUCCUUAUUAUUAUGUUAUUUUUGUAGCGUGCAAUGAAGGUAUUUGUUUUUGCUGUGUGCAUUUUAUAUUGUUAUGUAUAUAUGAUAUUGUUCCUGUUUUGUUUUUGAACUGUCCUUUAAGUGUCAGGAAAGUGAAGCAAAUUUGUUUAUGUAUUUGGUGUUUUAAGAAGUGAAAACCCGUAUUUGCUAUUUAAUGGUUUGUCUGUCAGAGUUAGGUUUACCUUAUAAUGUACAAUUGCCUCAAACAGUUUUUUUUAGGGAAGGAAAAUCUGAUUUGAAUUGAGUCAUUUCCUGAAAAGGAAACAAUUUACGAGGAUAAAAAAAAAAAAUAAACGGUACAUACAUGCAGCCUGUCACCUGAACCGCUACUUUUCCACUGUGAAGACGAGGAGGUUAGCGAGCCUACUGCUAUGCAGUUAUUAGGACAAGCAAGGCAUGAAAGCAAAGGCAUUGGAAGGGUUUGAGGUUUUAAAAUAUUAUUUCUCUAUUAUCUAUUUUACGCUGAUAACCAUUCGCACAUUCAGUCAACUGUGAAAUCAGAGAGCAACAAAUGUCAAAUGAAAAUGUCUGAUACAUUACCACAAGACUCCGUGGUAUUCAGCUACAAGCAAGUAUUAGGUGUCACACUCAGUAUAUUUAUACUCCAUAUUUUAAAAACCAUGUCCUGUUUUGUUUGGUCAGAAUUAUCUGACUUUCCACUGCUUUUUGUUUUUGCAUAUAUAUUCUCUCCUCUGUCAUUGUGUUGCUUCCCGUCUGUCUUUACAUUUGCUUUUUGAAUGGUGUUUUCUGCUGGCAAGUCCUGUGUUGUGUGUGUGUGAGUGUGUGUGUGUGUGUGUGGUUACGGUGGAAUAAAAUGAGAAGAAACGCACGAAUCCUGCUAAGAUGAGGUUGCGUCAAGUUGAAGAAAAAUUUGAAGCUUCUCAGUGCUUGUCAAAAUGUCCGUGCUGUAUGUGCCACUGUCAGACAAUGUGUCUCCACCUAGUCUGUAUUGAUGCUCCUCUCGUUUAUAAAUGAUGCAUAGUGUGUAAACGUGUUAACAUGGUGGCUUCUGUCUUAAUAGACCUCUCUAAUUAUGCAAAGUGUGUAGGGCAAACUUAGACCUCCUACCACACAGGAGCGGUGAUGCUAUCGUAGCCGUUGUGUCAACUUGUCUGUUUUAUAAUUGCAGGUACAGCGUGAUGUGACGCCGUUUAAGAGCUUAUAUACAUAGUGUUCAGCAGUUUGUACUUGAUUAUAAAUGCCAGCGCCAGUUUGUCUGUCUUUGUUCAAAUCAGACUGUUUUUUCAAUGUCGCUUAACAAAUAACUGUGAAAGCAUGAAAUCAAAUAUGUUUUACCCAUUUCCAAUUGAGAAAAAGACUGAAUGCAAAAUAUACUGUAGCUGUCACGCAGAGCCUGCUGUUGAACUGAACAAUAUGACUUUUAUCCUCCUGACUUCGUGAAUAUUUUGUGGUUGUAGUAGAGUCUGGGCGUUAAGUCCCUAAACAGAACCAUCACACUUUCACUCAGCAGACAUGAUCAGCUGACAACAGUGACCUUUAGUGGUUAUCAGACAGGGCAGCUGAGGGGCUUUUCAUAACAGAGUUUAAGAGCUCGUAAGACACGCUGACCUUAUUUUCCGCUGCCUGUACAAGGGUCAUGCCCUCCUUAUGAAAAGACAUUUCAUCACAAGCAACUGCUCCUAAACCACAGCUAUAAAUAUUUUACAAAGGCAGGAAGGAGUGGUGGAGAUGCAUCUGAUAAAACUCUUAACCAUGUCCCACUCCACGUAUCAUAUCCCCUUUUUACAAUGUGUCAGCGAGUUAGCUCAGCAGGCUUCCAGGCCCUUCUUCAUCACAUCCGCCUCUUUUCCAAGAUGCAAAUCAUUAACUCCUUAUCUCGCUGCUCGGUCAGUCCGCGUGUGUCGUCACUCAGUUGUUUUCCUGUCGAGUGAAUCACGCCACCGCACUCUAAAAGCCCUUUCACCCACCUCCAAUCCCGAUCGAUGAGAGUAAAUGAACCAAGGAUUGCUUUGAUCGUUUGUUUCAUGUUUUCGUCAAUAACAAUGUUUGCUUUGCCUCCGAAGUUACCUUCCCUCUGCUGCUCGCUCUGACUCUCAGUUGUUCAGCCUCUAACAUAACAUUCUUACGCAGGUUUAGCUAUCACAUCACACUUAUUUCGAUUUUUUGACCAUUUUUUCCCCCCAUCAAACCACACGUGUCUGCUGGUGAGCGUUCGGCCAGGUUACUCAUGGGAACUGGGAUAACGUUGUGUUUCUAAAAGUAUAUAAUGGUCAGUUUAAAGCUAUAGAAAAGUAGUGAGUUUGUGUGAAUAUGGCAUAGCCUAUUCAGAAAAGCCCUUGUACUAGAAGAUUCUGUGUUUUGUAAUAUUUCUGUAUGGGGUGUAAUAAAUUAUUCUAUGACUGUACUUUCUAUGGGAAAAUACUUAAAACGUGACAGUCUUUGUAAGUAUUUAUCUUCAACUAAAUUAUUGUACUUUUUUUGCAAUUUGUAGAUACGUAAGUGAUGAUGACAAGGUAUUGGUAAUCAUGAAAUUAACUGUUUCAUCAUCGGUCUGAAGCAUCUUUUAAUUUAUUGAUGUAUAUACUGUAUGUUUGUUGAUAAACAGCUUACUUUAUUUUGUAUAUGACCAAUAAACAUGUUUUG